AUGGGUGUGAGGGAGCAUCUGUAUUUGGUGCUGCAUGGUGUAUGGGGUCUUCUGCAGGGCCGCCAGCCGCUGCUGCUGCUGUCACCAGCAGCAGCAGCAGCAGCAGCAGCAGCAAAAGGAUGUCCUGCUGCUGCUGCUGGUGUGCUAACACCGCAGCAGUUUGCUGCAUCGAAGCAGCAACAGCAGCAACAGCAGCAGCAGCACUACCGCCGCCAUCCAAACGAACCACCACAAGCACCAGCAGCAGCAGCAGCAGCAGCAGCAGCAGCAGCAGCAGCAGCAGCAGCAGCAGCAGCAGCAGCAGAUGCUGCUCGGAGAAGAGAUGUAUUCCUUGGGGGCCCCUUCCUCCCCUACGACUUCAAUUGGGUAUCAGCAGUGAGGGCCUCUAGGGCCCUCUGUGCUGCUGUGCGUUGCUGCCUGCAGCAGCAGCAGCAGCAGCAGCAGCAGCAACAGCAGCAGCAGCAGCAGCAGCAGCAGGAGCAGCAGCAGCAGCAGCAGCAGGAGCAGCAAGAGUAUAUAGAAUAUCUGCUGCAGCGUGUGCUGGAGCUGCAGCAGCGGCUGCUGUAUUGCUGCAGCAUAAAACCCUCAUAUAUAACCACCACCUUCGGGCUGCGUCCGCUGCAGCAGCUAGAAGACAAGCUUGCUGCUCUGCUGCUGCAGCAGCAGCAGCAGCAGCAGCAGCGGGUGCUGCAGCAGGAGAAAGGAACAGCAGCAGCAGCAACACCUCCUGCUGCUGCUGCUGCUGCUGCUGCUGCUGCUGCUGCGUGCCGGGGUCUCACAGCGGAAGAGCAGCAACAAGUCGAUGACUGCAGCAGCCUGCUGCUGCUGCGUGCCGGGGUCUCACAGCGGAAGAGCAGCAACAAGUCGAUGACUGCAGCAGCAAAUUCCGCCGCGCUGUUGCGAAGGCUAUAA
Molecule: messenger RNA, 912 nt
Organism: Eimeria mitis
Lineage: Eukaryota; Apicomplexa; Conoidasida; Eucoccidiorida; Eimeriidae
Source: RefSeq, a predicted model, not a curated record